This is a messenger RNA of Cucumis melo (muskmelon), 1382 nucleotides long. RefSeq names its product very-long-chain 3-oxoacyl-CoA reductase 1. The record is from RefSeq and is a predicted model, not a curated record. Lineage: Eukaryota; Viridiplantae; Streptophyta; Magnoliopsida; Cucurbitales; Cucurbitaceae. Gene Ontology annotation, molecular function: ketoreductase activity. Gene Ontology annotation, cellular component: endoplasmic reticulum. The coding region runs from base 269 to 1231 and encodes 320 amino acids. The transcript has 3 exons.
ACGUUAAUAUCUAAAAAUGUAAGCUUUCCUUUUAAGUCUGCAGUUCUCAAAUCUCAACUAAAAGCUGAAACGCAAAACCCCCGAAUGAAAGUGUUCAGAUUUUUAAUUAGCCGGUUUGCUCAUCUACUUCAGCAACCCAUCAUCCGUUUCCAUAAAUGUAACCCAUACUCCAUUUCUUCUUCUUCUUCUUCCUAAUCUCCCUUUCCAUCUCCUCACAAAUCUUCCUUUUAAUCCCACAUUUCUACUCCCAAAUUCCCCCAAUCCAAAUAUGCAGCUCGGUUGUAUCGAACAACUUAAAUCUCAACCCAUCUGGGUUUUAUUUUUUUUAGCAUUGGGAUCUCUCUCAGCUCUCAAAUUCAUACUAAUCAUUCUCAAAUGGAUCUAUGUUAAUUUCCUCCGACCCUCAAAGAAUCUCAAGAAAUACGGUUCAUGGGCACUCGUCACUGGACCCACUGAUGGUAUCGGUAAGAGUUUCGCUUUUCAGUUGGCUCGUAAAGGGCUCAAUCUCGUUUUGGUGGGUCGGAACCCUGAGAAACUCAAAGAUGUUUCUGAUUCUAUUGUUGCUAAGUACGGUAGCAUCCAGAUUAAGAGCGUUGUCGUUGAUUUCUCCGGUGAUCUUUCAGAAGGUAUUAAGAGAAUCACUGAAGCGAUUGAAGGUUUGGAUGUUGGGGUUUUGAUUAAUAACGUUGGGGUUUCAUAUCCGUAUGGAAGGUUUUUUCAUGAAGUGGAUGAGGAGCUUCUGAAUAACUUAAUUAAGGUCAAUGUUGAAGGCACCACUAAGGUGACUCAUGCUGUUUUGCCUGGAAUGUUGAAGAGGAAGAGAGGUGCCAUUGUUAAUAUUGGUUCUGGUGCUGCUAUUGUUAUUCCUUCAGAUCCCCUAUAUACUGUUUAUGCUGCUACCAAAGCGUACAUCGAUCAAUUCUCGAGAUGCUUGUAUGUGGAGUACAAGAAGAGUGGAAUUGAUGUGCAAUGUCAGGUUCCGCUAUAUGUUGCUACCAAAAUGGCGUCAAUUCGAAGAUCAUCCUUCUUCGUUCCCUCAACCAAUGGAUAUGCAGCAGCAGCUCUACGCUGGAUCGGUUACGAGCCGCGCUGCACACCGUAUUGGCCCCAUCAACUUUUAUGGGGUUUGGUGUCCUUGUUGCCGGAGUCUGUUGUCGAUGGUUGGCGCCUGAACUUUUGUCUUGGCAUCAGAAAGAGAGGACAACUGAAAGAUUCCAGGAAAAAAGAGUAGGAAGAUUAAAGAUACGUAGUUCUAAUUUGCAGAGAAGAAUAACAUUUCUCCUUAGUGUCAGCUACUUUUCGAAAUUUGGAACACAAGCGUCUAGAUUUGUAUGUUUUCAGUUUGAUUGUUCUUUGACCAAUAUAUAUUUUUUUCCAUUUUA